Molecule: messenger RNA, 3208 nt
Organism: Serpula lacrymans var. lacrymans S7.9
Lineage: Eukaryota; Fungi; Basidiomycota; Agaricomycetes; Boletales; Serpulaceae
Exons: 6
Coding region: 1-2991 (996 amino acids)
Biological process (GO): intracellular iron ion homeostasis; copper ion import; iron ion transport
Cellular component (GO): plasma membrane
Molecular function (GO): ferric-chelate reductase activity
Source: RefSeq, a predicted model, not a curated record
AUGACGUCUCUCGCUUCCCCCUCGCCUGCUUCUUCUUCGUUUCCUCCAAACCCCACAACUCCUCCAUAUCCAAAUGAUCUCGAAUGGAUCACUGCAUACUUGACAAUACACUCGCUCAGCGUGCCCAGCCGUCGAUAUUCAUUCUUGCUCUGGAUAGCAGUCGUUUUUAUCUUCUUGGUGUUUGCCAUCCUUCAUUGGACAGGCUCACGAGGUGGUAUCUUCGGGGCUUACUGGACAAAAUGGUUUCUGCGCCGGAGAACAUGGAGGAAGAAGCAUAGUCUUGCACCACUCUCAUUACCGUCAAAUGCCCAACUUCUUUGCCUGGCCGUUCUACUUCUUGCAUCCUUAGCCCUAACAUUUGUAGGUCCGGAUUAUAUUGCGCCCUCCGAGAAGGUAUGGCAGCCUCAGUAUACUAUAUCAAAGUCUUGGUGGUCAUCCUCAGCCCGAACAGGUCAAAUCGCCUUCGCACUGUUCCCCCUAUGCGUUCUUUUUGCUUUAAAGUCCCCUCCUUUUGCCGUAUUCGCCAUUCCUUUCAUGAUCCAGCUCUUUUUUGACAAGCUGGCCUGGCUUCAUCGCUGGUCUGGCCGACUUAUUUGGUUCUUGACUGCAGUUCACGUUGCCCUGUGGAGUGUUCAAUUGGCCACAGACAUCAGAACUCAAACAGGAAAAGUAGCAUACACAUACACUUGGUUAUAUAUGCCAUUCAUUUAUGGCUGGAUUGCUUUUGGCUUCUUGACUUUCUUGAUUAUAUUGUCUAUACAUCCCAUACGGAGGAGGUAUUAUGAGGCAUUCUACUUCCUCCAUGUCUUACUUGUUCCUCUUACUCUGGUCUUUGCGGCUUUCCACCAUCCUACCGUUUGGUGGUGGUGUUGGGCUGCCCUGGUCUUAUGGGGUGGCGAACGUCUCUGGCGAGCAACUUGGUGGAUGCAUAGUAAUGGCUUUUUGGGCGGCAUGAUUUCUCCCAAGGCACAAAGAUUAGCCGCUACUCCAUAUACAAUUCGUUCGCCGCAAGAUACUUGGGAGUUAAAUCAUCUUCAUUCACUUAACCCCGAACCGCUGCGGUCACCACUUGAUAAACAUGAUACUCGUCCUCCUAGUCCUCUCAGUUCCUAUUAUCAAUCACAUGACUCCUCAGCCAAUAAUAAAGGAUACCCUCCAGCUUCUCUCAUCAUUUCUCCAACAUCUACUUUCACAAAACACGAUCGCUCCCCGCCGUCAACGCCCCCUCCACCAUCAUAUAUUCCACCACCUGGAUUUGCCCUUGCUGAACUUUUACCUGGCAGGACUAUCCGCCUCCGGCUCGUCACUCCAGGGUUUCAUUCCUGGGCACCUGGCCAACAUUUUCUCAUCAACAUCCCGUCUGUAUCCAGAUUAACAUCUCAUCCGUUCACCUCAGCUUCCGUGUGCGACGAGCAAGCCCAGACUGACGAGGGACGCGUGAUAGUUAUGCUUAUUCGUGCUAAGGGCGGAUGGACGCAGGACCUGUGGAACGCGAUAACCCGCCUCACAGAACAGGGUCUGCGUAACCCACCAAACGAGGAACCCCCAGAAAAUUUCACAGGUCGUAUGAGCUAUGGAGUUUUACUACGAGCUUACGUAGAUGGACCCUUUGGAAGCUCAAUAAGGGCUCGAUGGGGAGACCAUUCCACCGUUUUGAUUGUCGCUGGCGGCUCGGGAGUAAGUUUCGGUCUCUCUAUCCUGCAGUACAUUUGUCUUUGCCUCUCCGGCAGAGACGGGCGAUAUCUCGGGGGCCGCCCGGGAGGUUGGGGGAAGAAAAGGCUACUCACUACACGUGUACGAUUCAUAUGGCUCGUGCGUGAAUACUCUCAUAUCCAGUGGUGUGCAUCUAUCCUCCGAAGAUGUCUUUCCAUGCUUCCAUCUUCCGCCAUUCAAGUGGACAUCUUUAUAACGAACUUCCAGCCUACCGUCAAGUCUCCAGAUAUUCCUACACUUCGACGCCCACCGCCUUCCCUCUAUCCCAGUGGGUCUUUUAACACCAUUGACCUUGCACCACCUUUGCCUAGUUUUGCACGUGGAGGAACUAGCCCAUCUCACGGACGUGCCGACUCCGUAGAAUCUAUCGAGAGUCACGAUAGUUCUGCUGACAGUGAUGUCGAUCUGAGUUAUUACACUGGAGAAUAUAUGGACGACGAAAUAGAAUCUGCUGACAUCGGUCUCGCUCAUCGAACCAAUAUGCUCGAGCUUACGAACUUUGACGGAGACGACGAUACUGCGUUGCCAGGGGAGGAUGUGUUGAAUAAGAAGGUUAAGAAGGAGGGUAAACUGCGGCGAGCUCAGUCUAGGAGGCUGGAUAGAAUGUCGGUUCGACUGGUUCCUGCAACAAAGCCAGACGAACGGAGUGACUUGGGAACGCGAGAGCCGAGCGGGUCUCGUAAGCCAAAACGCAUACAGGACAGGCUUUCCGUCGUGUCCUCACACUCUACAGAUCGACUUCUUCCGAUAUCGCCUCUAAGUGAUCGCACAUCUGUCAUCUCACCAAUCGACUCACCGAGUCCGCUAGCUGUGUUAAACGACCAUGGUGCUUGGAGGAAAGGAAAUGCACUGAUUUCACCGAUCUCAACUGCAGAGAGUUCAAGGACACUGCUCACGCCAACAAUGUCACGCGGGGAAACCCUGCUCACAUCAAGUACGUCGGAUGAUAAAACAGGGUUUGCGAACAGACAUGGCGGGAUCUCGCAACUGAGAGAUAGAAACAGCGACGGAUUGGGAAGACUGAAGGUGAACGAACAAGAGGUGGUUGAUGCUGGUGUGGUUGCGGAGCAUGCACGACUUGGGAAGCCAAAGCUAGAUCGGAUAAUAGCUGAUGAAGUCGAGCACUCAAAGGGCUCCGUCAUCGUUGCCUGUUGCGGGCCCACUUCACUCAACGCAAUGGUACGAAAGAUAAUUGCUGGUCAAAUUGAUCCCGGCCGAAUACGGCGUGGUGAUUUACGUGGUUCUAUAGUGCUUGUAUCAGAAGAAUUUGAAUAUUGAGUCUUGGACUUUUAGAGAACUUUUUUUUCUUUCUUUUCUUUACGACAUACGUAGUACUUGGCUUUUUUUCAAGUCAAAGUUUAUCGGACGAUAUACGGAAAUUACUCACUUCUCCUUCGCCUCCUUUCAAUUGUAUCUUAUCCCAGCAUCACACGUAGUUUUAGAUGUUUUAUCAAGUGUAACUUUUUUUUAUGGAGUGAUGGCUUGCUGUAAUUUU